CCCACCUAUCUUGAGGGCAGGGCCCCGUCUCGUGGCCUCCAAUAAUCUGGUCAUGGCUGCAGCUCUCUUCAUUCACUCCUAUGGGAAUAAGCAAGGUGAAUAUAGAGAACCACUAUGAUUUCCAGGAUAUCGCUAGCGUUGUGGCCUUAACACAGACCUAUGCCACCACUGAACCUUUCAUAGACUCUAAAUAUGACAUCCGGAUUCAGAAGAUAGGAAAUAACUACAAGGCAUACAUGAGAACCUCCAUAUCAGGUAACUGGAAGACUAACACUGGGUCUGCAAUGUUAGAACAAGUGGCAAUGUCAGAUAGGUACAAGUUGUGGGUGGACACAUGUUCAGAAAUUUUUGGUGGCCUUGACAUCUGUGCUGUGAAGGUUGUGCAUGGGAAAGAUGGAAAAGACUAUAUAAUAGAGGGAGCUCAGAAAGCUGAUAAGAAUGGAUGAAUCACGGUUACAGAAAAGCAGGCGGCACCUAUGAUGUUUAGAAUCAGUGUAGAGGCAGUUGUCAGGGUCAAGAGCUCAGCUAUGCUCUGACACACCCAUUUCCUGUGACCCGUCUUCUCAGUUUCUGUUAUCAGGGAUGGCUCUUGCCUGACAACAGGCAGGCAGUGGACUGCAAGUUAGGUGGAAGUGAGACCCCUGGUGGCCAUGACUUUACAGCUUUUUUUUUUCUGGUGGAUGCAGACAGAUUCUUGAAAUUAAGUCAUUUAGAAAUUUGCUAAUUACACCAUUCUCUAUUAAAUGAAAUGAAAUUGUGUGAAAGUAUAGUGACUCUUAAGGCCUACUACAUCUGUCUUUAUUAAAGGUUUCCAACCUGAUGUUUUUAGCUAACUAUAGAGUGAUAUUGAAGAAUCUAGUACACAUGUAAUGGGUGCCCUGUUCUUAUGGUGCAGCGUUA
Bufo gargarizans (Asiatic toad) is the source of this 900-nucleotide messenger RNA. Its product is annotated as synapsin-2-like. The transcript has 5 exons. The coding region runs from base 81 to 446 and encodes 121 amino acids. Gene Ontology annotation, biological process: neurotransmitter secretion. NCBI's taxonomy places the organism in Eukaryota, Metazoa, Chordata, Amphibia, Anura, Bufonidae. Gene Ontology annotation, molecular function: ATP binding. Gene Ontology annotation, cellular component: synaptic vesicle membrane; synaptic vesicle. The record is from RefSeq and is a predicted model, not a curated record.